This is a messenger RNA of Tilletiopsis washingtonensis, 5138 nucleotides long. RefSeq lists its product as hypothetical. The transcript is spliced from 5 exons. NCBI's taxonomy places the organism in Eukaryota, Fungi, Basidiomycota, Exobasidiomycetes, Entylomatales. The record is from RefSeq and is a predicted model, not a curated record. Bases 78 to 5045 code for a protein of 1655 amino acids.
CACCCAUCUCCCUGCUCCGCCUCAUCGCCCCGGACACCCACCUGCCACUCGUGACCCUUCCUUCUCGCCGCGGCACCAUGUCUUCCGCCGGCGUGCUGCCGCCUGCACCCGCCCGCACCACGUACGGCCGCGCCCGCCCGGCGCCCGAGGCCUCGCCCAGCGCGCCGUCGUCGCCGCCUCUGCGUGCCGUGCUGAGCGACUUUGACAGCGACGGCGAGCGCGCCGAGUCGAGCUGCCCCACGGCGCUCUCGCCCGGCAGUGACCACCAGCCGGCGCCCAAGGCGCCUGCCGCUGCACCGCGGCUGCACCUCGAGGAGGCCGCCGACGACGACGAGGAAGACCCCGACGCAUUCCUCGCUCGCUUCCGCGCCAAGCGCCUCGCUGCGGCCGGCGCUGCACCGUCGUCGUCAGGCGACGCACGGCCCGGCCUCUCGUCGGACCUCAGCAGCGUGCCACCGUCGUCGAACGCGCCGCACGAUGUGGUGGCGACUCGCGCCAGCCCAGGCUCCACGUCGCGCGCCGCAGCUCGCCCGCUGCGCAAGGGCGGCGUCGCGGGCCGCAUGCGCAGCCGAGCCGGCCAGCCGGCAGCGCUGCGGGUGUCGCCGUCGGACGUGUCGAGCGAGGAAGACGCCAGCGACGGCUCGUACUCCUCACCGCGCAAGCAGGGCAAGGCGAGACGAGCGAAAAAGGCUGUUGGCAGCGCCGCGCCGUCCGGCUCCGAGGAUGACGAUCCCGUGUCGGACGGCAGCGAUGGCGGCGCGCAUCCCUCACCGCUGCUAGCUCAGAAGCUGCAGCGCGAAGACGAGGCUGCACAGCAGCGGCGCGCCAAGCUGCUGCACAUGGCAGCCCAGGCUCGCGCAAAGCAGGGCCACGCCGAUGCCGACGCGGGGCACGAGAGCGCGGGCGACGUGUCCAGCAGCUCCGACGUGCAGAUCGACGAUGAGCGCGACCCGCUGGACGAUGUGCUUUCUGUGCUCGAGCGCAAGAAGCUGCCCGGCAAGUCUGCCAAGGCAGCACGGAGCAAGGAGCGCCGGCCGGCACACGCUGACCACAAGCGCGCCGGCGGCUCGCACCUCGCGCUUACGUCCAAGGUCAAGGCGCCCAAGCCCCUCUCGAAGCAGCAAAAGGAAGAGAUGCACCGCAUGACGGCGCGGCUGGAGCGCGACCAAAAGACCAAGGCCGUCAAGGCCCAGCCCGUCGCCGAGCGCAAGACGUACGGCAUCUCCGACCUGCUGACGCGCAUCGGCGGCCAGGACAGUCUGCGGCCUCCAGCCAUCGCUCGCCCUCGGCCGGCGCCCGUCUCAGACCCCAUCGAGGCCGAUGCACCGUCGUCCUCGCUCCGAGCCGCGCCGCAAGUGUCGCACCCCGAGGCGCAUGCUCGCGCUGCCGAUCGACGCGACACCCUGGCCGGCAGAGAUUUCGGACAGGCCAGUCGCAUCUCGCCCGCCCUGCAGAGCCCGGCCACGUCAGACGACGAGCUGCCCGACGCUGCCGACAUCUUCAGCGCUGCCGUCGCUGCCAAGGCCAAGCGCGAGCGCGCCAGCAACCUGCAGCUCAUUAAGCAGAGGGCCCUCGAGGCUGCACAGCGGCGCAGCGAGAAGGGCAAGGCGUCCACUCGCCGCUCCGCGCUCAGCGACGACAGCGACCUGGAGAUCGAGCGCGAUCUCAGCCCUGCGCCUGCUGCUGCCCGCACGCCCGCGGCGAUGCUCGCGCGCAGCCGGGCCUCGGAUGCGCGUGCGAACCACCGCGGCUCGCCCGGCGCACCCAGCAGCGACCCGCCUGGCUCGGACGACUGGGUCACCGACUCGCAGCUGCGCGCCGCGGGCCGCACCUUCGGCGCCGCCGCGGCGCUUGCUGCUGGCCACGCUUCGCCGGUUUCUGCACACCGCCGGGCGCGCGCCCACGAGCAGGGCAGACAGGUCGACGGUGUGCCCGAGUCGAUCGAGGGCUCCGAGGCGCCUCGCGCCGUCACGUCGCGCCGCAGCAAUCCGCCGCUGGCCGUGACGCAGCACCAGCUCAACGAGACGAUGCUCCGACGCGCGCAGCAGCAGAACCUGCGGUCCCGCACGGCCAAGGAAGCGACGUCGAAGGGCGCAACGCAGCCGCAGAAGGUCGAGAAGGGCGUGGAGUCAGCGCCGGUCUCGUACGCGGAGCAGGUGCGGCGCAUGCUCGAGCGCUCCAGUGCCCGCAAGCAGCUCGUCGAGGAGCAGCAGUCGGGCGUCGCGGCAGCCGACGACGACGAUGACGACGAUCCGGACUGGGACGAAAGCGCCGAUAUGGUGGUCGACGACGUCGUGCUGCUGGGCAGCGGCAGCGAGGCAGAGGCAGUCGAGAGUGCCGACGGUGACGCGAGCGAUGCGAGCGAGGAUGUCGACGUUCGACGCAGCGCAGCCAUCGUCGCGGCCGACAGCGAAGAGGAGGACAGCGACAAGGAGAACUCGCAGCCCACCAGCAGUCAGCCCUGCGCCCCGCUGCGUUCCGCCGACGACGACGAGGACGAGACAGUCUUCGCGCCCCUGCCUCGUGGCCGCGGCACGCGCCUCGUCCUGUCCGACGACGAGGCCGAUGCAGAAAGCUCCGUCUCUACUGUGCGCACGCCAUUCGCUGCACUGCCCGCGGACAGCCCUGGCCGCGGGCGCAAGAGCGCCAGCAGCGCGGACGCCAUCACGAUGGCCCCGAGCGCCAACUUCGAGGGCGGCAUGACGCAGUGGUUCCAGCCCACCGCCGCAGCACAGCCGCAUGCCGCAUCGUCCGCGCCUCGACAGGCCAGCGUCUCGCCUAACAUCUCGCGUGCCGGCAGCUUCGUGCUCGGCGGCGGCGGCUUCACGCAGCUCUUUCAGCCUACCGCUGCGCCCGCAGUCCGUCGACCGUCCUCACCGUCGCCGCAGGGCGCGUCAAGCCUGCUGGCACCGAGUGCCGGUGCCGCAUCCAACGCGAGCGUCUUCGGCCAAUUUUUCGAGUCGACGCAGGUCGGUGCGCCGCCGCGCGGCGAGAGCCUGGACAUCAUCGGACGUCUGCAGGUCGAGUCACAGAGCAUGCCGCCGCCGACGACGACCGGCGAUGCCUUUGCCGCACUGCGCCGCGCCCAGGCCGACGAGGCCGCAGCGCCGACCGCAUCUGCGCUGCCGUCGCUCAGCUACUCCGAGUCUGACGCGGCGCACUUGGACGCGCAGGCCGAGCGUGCACGCGCAGAGCAGCAACUGGCCGCCAACAAGGCGCCCAUGCAGUACAUCAACCGCCACGGCUUCUUCACGCAGACGCGUCCCGGCGACGACGACAGCGGACAGAGCCAGAGCCAGUCUCAGUCGCAGAGCCAGGCCGCGCUCUGGGACGCGACGCAGGCGCCCGAGGGCUCGCGUCUGUCCGCCCCCGAGAGCGCUGCAGCCGGAGCUUCUGGCGAGUCCAUCCAGGACCAGUCUUCCGCCGCCGGGCCCGCCGUCAGCGCUCCCAGCCGCAAGCGCUUCCGCCGUGCCCGCCAGGAGUCGGAUGACGAUGAAGAGCCAGCGACGCGGCCGUCGGGCUCGGGUUCUGCCCGUGCUUCGCGCUCACCGUCGGCGCGUGCGGCGCAGAGCCCGCAGGCAGACGAGCUCGGCUCGGACGAGGAGGCUGAAGAUCUCGACGAGGAAGAAGAAGACCUCCAGCUGGGUUCGCAGGACAGCUUGCCGAAGGACGCCUUCACAGUCUUGCGCGAGGCGGCAUCGCGCCGCUCGGCAGGCCCGGAGACGAAGAAGCGCACCAACGCCUUCGUCGAGGGUGAAGCCGAAGAGUCGGACGAGGACAACGAGGGACGCGUCAGGCGCGGAAACGGUGGCCUGCAGGGCAUCUUCAGCGACGACGGCGAGUCGGGCAACGAAGAUGACGAGGACGAGGAGGACGACGGCAAGGACCUCGAGGGGCUCAUGAACGACGAGAAGGAGGAAGACGAGGCACUCAAGGACCGGCUCGCUCUCGCGCGCUACCAGGAAGACAUCGACAAGGACGACGCCGCGGCCCUGGCGCUGCACGAGAAGGCUGUGCGCGGAGGGCUGCGCACCGGCCGUCGCGGACGUGCACGCGACGCCGGCGACCUCGGUGACGUGCUCGACGACGACUGGGACGAGGAAGAUCUGCUCCGCCGCGCGCAGGGCCUGCGCGCCCCGCUGGCCAAGAAGCGCAAGCUUGAGGGCACCGACGGCAUGGACCUGCUCGCCCAAAGCGAGGAGUCGCAGGCUUUUGUGCGCACAUACGUGGAGACGCACCGCAACGAGGACGAGCUGGACCAGUACGCCUUCCUGGCGGGCGGCGAGGAGGAGGCCAGCGAGGACGAGGAGGUCCGCACGCGUGCGCCGCGCCACGACAGCGACGAAGCCUCGGACAACGACGACUUGGACGACGAUGGGCCGCAACGCGAGCGCAUCACGCAUCGCGACCUCGUCCGGCAGAUCCGGGAGCAGCGCCGGAAGCGCAAGUCGGGCGCCGUGCUCGACGAGGACGACGAGGCGGCGCUGGCUGCACAGCAGGCCGAAGCCGAGGCGCAGCGCCGCGCCGACCCCUUCUACGACAGCGACGAGGAGAUGAGCAGCCUGCACGCGCCUGUCAUCAACGACCGUCUUGCUGCGAAGGCACGGUCGAUGCGCGACGGCCCCUCUGACGGCAGUCGCAUGGCCUUUGAGCGGCGCGGCCCUGGCGCCGGCGGCGACGACGACGAGGAAGAGUCGCAGUCCGCCAUGUCCAUGCUGCUGCAGCGCGGGCCGCGGCGAGGCACGCAGACGGAGCAGGAACGCAUGCGCCGCCUGCAAUCCGAGUGGAAGGAGGAGCCUGCCUGGGACCAGGCGCGCGGCAGCGCCGGUGCGCGCCGCGGCGCCGGCGGUGCCAGCUCGAGCGUCACCAGCUUUGGCUCUCGGCCCGCUGCCCGCAGCGGCGAGUCCAAGCGGGCCGCCUCGACACUCGCGCCGGCCCGGGGUGCGCUCGCUCGCGCCCACAUGCGCAAGAGCGACAGCGAGAGCCUGCUCGCGGGCCUCGACAUCGUCAUGAAGCGCAGCGGGCGUGUCGAGGAGUCGCAGUGACUGGCUGCGCCCCUCCACCCCUCUUCUGUUCCCUAGCUCACAACAUGUACACUUAUUCUCCCUGCAUUCCUGCAAUACCUACAGCAUCUCGAG